UCUCUCCGGUCGGACCGGCGGGAGUGCGCAGGAGAGGCAGGGCAACACAAGCGGCAGGGCCCUCCCACUUCGGCUCUGCACUUAAACGCACUCGCACGCCAAGGAAUGGAUAAGGGUUGCCUGCAAACAUGGCACUGCGACACUAUACUCUCGACUUCAACCUCUCGACGGCAGUUGACUCAGCAUCAACGGUCCCAGGCCUGCUGUCCAUAUUCCACGACCAGGAAAUGACAGAGACCGUACAUGACACGGAUGGGUGCGGGUACCUUGCCACAUUUGUUGGAAAGAACGGCAGGUUUGUUAUUCUGCGGGUACACACCCAUGGGUUGCUCACCAUUGACCUGCAGUGUUAUGAAGGGGAUAACAUUGCUCAAAUAGACAAUCUUUUAAAUAUACUGGAGAAGAAACUGAAGGUUCUCCUAAGUGGCAAGAUAACACGAAUUAAGAGGCUGCCUCCGCUCAUCCGAGGGGCCAAAGUGGACCGAUACUGGCCCACCACUGACGGAAGACUGACCGAGUAUGACAUAGACUGCGUGUUGUACGAGGAAGACUCACAAUACCAAAAUAUUAAAAUAUUGCACUCACAGCAGUUUGGGAACAUGCUGGUCCUCAACGGAGAUCUGAACCUGGCCGAAAGCGACUUGCCCUACACGGAAGCCAUUAUGGGCAGCGGGAAGGAGGACUACGCUGGCAAGGAGGUGCUGAUUUUAGGAGGAGGUGACGGGGGCAUCCUUGCUCAGGCUGUCAAACUAAAGCCAAAGAUGAUCACCAUGGUGGAGAUUGAUCAGAAGGUGAUUGACGGGUGCAAAAAGUACAUGAGGAAGACGUGUGGCAAUGUGCUGGACACCCUGACAGGAGACUGUUACCAAAUUUUAGUGGAAGACUGUGUGCCUGUGCUCAAGAAGUACGUCCAAGAGGGAAGAAUGUUCGACUACAUCAUUAACGAUCUCACUGCCGUUCCAAUAUCCACAGAACCAGAAGAAGACUCAACAUGGGAGUUCCUUCGUGUCAUUUUGGAUCUGUCGAUAAAAAUUCUGCAUCCUAAGGGGAAAUAUUUCACCCAGGGCAACAGUGCAAAUCUGACAGAGGCUCUGAAUCAGUAUGAGGAGCAGCUGGGAAGACUUUCCUGUUCUGUGGAAUUCUCCAAAAAAGUGGUUUGCGUGCCCUCCUACAUGGAACUCUGGGUUUUCUACACUGUGUGGAAGAAGUGACAACUCGCUCCCACCCCCCUUUUCUCUUCAGUUGUUUGAAUGUGAACAGGCUUUCUUCUCUGCUGUGUAGCUCACUACGCGUGUUCAGACUGACACUGAAAAGUAAUCAUGGUUUUAAAGCUUCAACACACACAUUGCAAUUAUGUUGUUAGUUUAUACUGCAGUUGGAUUUGAUGGCCAAACACUCCUUUGUUUGCCGUCUCUGAACACAUCCGUUUCAGUAUUUUCUUACUUCCUCUUUACGCAUUUCUCAUUUUACUUUUAUAGUUUGGUUUAAUUUUUUUUGUUUUUUUU
Molecule: messenger RNA, 1505 nt
Organism: Syngnathoides biaculeatus (alligator pipefish)
Lineage: Eukaryota; Metazoa; Chordata; Actinopteri; Syngnathiformes; Syngnathidae
Gene: sms
Product: spermine synthase
Exons: 11
Coding region: 129-1211 (360 amino acids)
Biological process (GO): spermine biosynthetic process
Molecular function (GO): spermine synthase activity
Source: RefSeq, a predicted model, not a curated record